Messenger RNA from Mangifera indica (mango), 658 nucleotides. RefSeq lists its product as uncharacterized. Lineage: Eukaryota; Viridiplantae; Streptophyta; Magnoliopsida; Sapindales; Anacardiaceae. The coding region runs from base 252 to 614 and encodes 120 amino acids. The transcript has 2 exons. The record is from RefSeq and is a predicted model, not a curated record.
UUAAAUCCCACCCAUCAUCAAAUUAAAGACUUUAAAGGCUUCAACUUUUUACUUGAAACUUUCAAUUUCACUUUUUUUUUUCUCUUUAUAUAUUUAGACAUCAAAUCAAAUCAAAGAAACCAAAAACCCAUGUCCAAAAAGUCUCAAAAGCAACCCAAAACCCAUCCCAUCAGCUCCAACUCCCCAGUCUUUUUACCCAAUUUCCCUCUUGUUUUAGCUCAACCCCAUCGAAACCCACUUCCAAAGCCACCAUGUCUCCCUGGAGAAUGCCUUUCUUUCUCUUGUUUCUCCUCAUUUUGGCUAAUGUGAUCACUUCCAUUGAAGCAACUUCACUAACCCAAGAAAAUGGGCCUUCCUUGAAGGAGGAGAAGAGGAGCCAGGAGAGCUUGAUGGUGCCUCUAAGGGAGGAGAAGUUUGUGAUGAUGAUGAAUGAAACAAGAAGAAAGCUCAAUAGUUUUCGGAUAUGUGCUCUUUGUACUUGCUGUGGAGGAGCUAAAGGGUUGUGUUUGCCAUCUCCUUGUUGCUAUGCAAUUAAUUGCAACAUUCCACAUAGGCCUUUUGGGUUCUGUUCUUUCACUCCUAGGACCUGCAAUUGCUUUGGUUGUCAUCUCUGAGUAAAAUCUCUUUUUAUAAGAAAAUAAAAAUUAAUUUUAGUCUC